This is a messenger RNA of Pogoniulus pusillus (Red-fronted tinkerbird), 8082 nucleotides long. RefSeq names its product centrosomal protein 97 (gene CEP97). The transcript is spliced from 11 exons. The record is from RefSeq and is a predicted model, not a curated record. The coding region runs from base 239 to 2824 and encodes 861 amino acids. Lineage: Eukaryota; Metazoa; Chordata; Aves; Piciformes; Lybiidae. Gene Ontology annotation, molecular function: protein binding.
CCGCGCAGGGUCUGACGGGAGGGCAGUGGCUGCCCAGGUGGAGGGGCUGGUGGGCGUCCGGCAGCGGUAUUUGUACCGCCGGCGUUGCCCUUGCUCGGUUAAAAUCCUGCUGCGCGGCUCUACGCGCAGGACCUCCCAUCUGAACGCAGAGUGAAGGACACGGCUUUCUAGCUGCGGUGCACGGCAGCCGUUUGGCGUCCGACACUCCGUUGCCUGGCGGCGCUGGCAAAGUGGAAGCAUGGCGGCAACGGGGGUGGCGGCAAAGACCGAGACUGCCUCGCCAGCUGCAGCAAGUAAGAAAAGUUUGGUAGUAAACUUGUCAGGUCAAGGAUUGCAAAAAAUGGGUCCCACCUUACCCUGUGAUGCUGAUACUCACACGCUGAUUUUGGACAAAAACCAGAUAAUUAAAUUGGAACACUUGGAGAAAUGCAGGAAUCUGAUGCAGCUCUCUGUAGCUAACAAUAGGUUGGUGCGAAUGAUGGGCGUAGCAAAACUGACUAAGCUCCGUGUGCUAAACUUGCCUCAUAAUAGUAUUGGAUAUGUGGAAGGGCUAAAGGAUUUGGUGCACCUGGAAUGGCUGAACUUGGCAGGAAAUAACCUUAAGGCCAUUGAACAAAUCAGUUCCUGUCUGUCUCUUCAGCAUCUCGAUUUGUCAGACAAUAACAUAGCACAGUUAGGCGAUCUCUCCAAGCUCACAUCACUGAAGACUCUCCUGCUACAUGGAAAUAUUAUAACUUCACUUCGCACUGCACCUGUUUGCCUACCUCAGAACUUGACUGUUUUUUCUUUGGCAGAAAAUGAAAUCAGAGACUUAAAUGAGGUUUCUUUCCUGGCCUCUCUUCAUCAGCUGGAACAGUUGUCAAUUAUGAACAAUCCUUGUGUGAUGGCCACACCUUCUAUCCCUGGCUUUGACUACAGGCCAUAUAUUGUCAGCUGGUGUCUGAACCUUAAAGUUCUUGAUGGAUAUGUGAUCUCUCAGAAGGAGAGUUUGAAAGCAGAAUGGCUCUACAGUCAAGGUAAAGGAAGAUCAUAUCGACCUGGGCAGCAUGUUCAGCUAGUCCAGUACUUGGCUACCGUUUGUCCUCUUAUAUCUACGUAUGGGCUCCAGACUGAAGAGGAUGCCAAACUGGAAAAAAUCCUGAGUAAGCAGAGACUCCACCAGAGGCAGUUGAUGCAUGAACACCAAAAUGAAGGACCACCUACAUCAUCUACUCCCAACAAAACACCACCAGUUACUUCUGAACACAGCAGUCCAGCCCAGCCACCACAGAUAGUUCUUGAAAGUGAACCUAUCAUCCAGAAGAAUUCUUGGGUUGGACCAAGUGCCAAUGAUGAUCAUUCCUGUGUAGCAAAGAAGUCUUUUCUUCCUGAAAGAAGUUGUCACAAGGAGCUAUACCUUGAAGAUAUACAGACAGAUGAAGACAAACUAAACAGCAGCCUUUUAUCCUCAGAGUCUGCUUUCGUGCCAGUUGCUUCAAGAUUGUCUCCAGUGUCUCCUAUUUCAGAUCUGAAGCUCCAUGGACUCAAUUUGGGCUUAGAAGACAAUGAUGAUACAGUGGUCAAAUGUGUGAGAGAUAGUAUUAGUGGAGAAACAGCUAACAAACAAGCUCUAUGUAUUGCAAGAGAGCAGUCAAACAGAGUAGCGAGAAGUGGGGAACCUCAGGACAAUAUCCAAGAGAAUAUGUCUUUGCCACCUUCUGAUCUAGUAACAGCUAGCCUGACUGGCAGCUGUUCAGCAUCCUCUGAAGACCAAGUUCUGUGUAGUCACCCUAGUGCCUCAGUAGGUGCUGAAUCAGGACCAACAACUCACUGUCCUGACCAGAAGAAAGGAGAGAGUUCUCCAUUGUUGGUUGGUGUUGAUCAAAGCACAGCUGAACUGCAAAGAAUGAAUAAAGCAGCUGCCAAGCUUCAAGCCUGCUGGAGAGGGUUUUACACAAGGAAUUACCAUCCCCGAGCUAAGGAAGUGCGCUAUGAAAUCAGACUAAAAAGAAUGCAGGAGCACAUCAUCUGCUUAAAUGAUGAAAUAGAAAAGUUAAGAAAAGAAAGAGAGGAAGAUAAAAUUCAGAGGCUUGUUCAGGAGGAAGCUGUCAGAUUUCUUUGGAACCAGGUUCAGUCCCUUCAACAAUGGCAGCUGUCAGUGACACAGAAUUUAGGUGCCACUCAGCAACCUGGGAUCCCUUCAGCCGGUGCUCUGUGUCCAUCUGAACCAUCUAUUCGAUCAUCCACACUUGAGCAAGAAACCCCAGCAGAUGUUAGCCCUGCUCUGUUAGUUCCAUCUACUGAUGUUAUUCAGGAAAAGUCCUUGUUGCGGUACCCAGAUUCUGGCUUUCAUUCUUCCAUGGCUGAUCAGACUCAUGAUGGUGACUUGAGUAGCUCUGAAAAGAGCUUAGUGGAAGGACCAGAGAGCUCUCUUUCAAUGCAAACUGUCAAACAAUGUGACAAUUCCAUUUCAGCAGGUUCUUCAGAUACAGAAGAUGGCCAUGGGGAAUGUGGGCAGAGUAAAGAGAGCUCUAAUAAUGAGCAGGACAACAGUCUAAUACAGCAGUAUUUGAAAUCAGUUCAGCAGCUGGAGGAGGCUGAUGAAGGAACAAACUGCAAUGAUGACACUGAGGGCAACUGGAUGCAAAUUGCUGUUUCAGUAGGAAGCCAAGAUUCUUCAUCUGACAGUGUCUCUGUAGAUCUCCCUCAAGAUACAUCUUCCCCUACCCGAGGUGAAAUCAGCCAGACAGCAGAAGGCUGCAAAAUGAAUUCGGGAAUAGUAGAAGGGAAGCAGACAGACUGUGAUUCUUCAUUCCAGGUGCUGCAUGUUGGGGUAGCUGUAUAACAGGCUCAGUUCUACAAAGGACAAGGGAUUUCAUUUUACUUUGCUUUAUCAUUAUUUUACCCAUAGAUACAGAACUUUUUUUUAUAUGUGCUCUUGCAGAUUUGUGACUCAUGUUACCAAUUUGUUUUAAUUAGUAAUUUACUGAUGUUGCUGAGGACUAACACUAACUGCUAACCUGAGAUCAACAAAGCUCUCAGUGACAGUCAUGCACUUUAUUUUCAUACAUAAAACUGAUAUCCUAAUAACUGGCUUCCUUUAAUUGGAGAUGUUGGGGAAGGUGAUGUUGCUUGCUGUAAAUUCAUUUGGGUGAAUGUGUUAGUAAGCCUUUAAGGUGGUUUUGUUUUCUCUGAAAAGCAGAGCUUUUGCUUUGCAAUGAGAGGGGAACAACAUGGGAAGAGAGAGAGUCAGUACAGGCAGCGUACAUGUGUAGGGAUACAGCCUGAUGAGAAAUACAAAAGCAAGUUGCCUUUCAGACCUCUGACUUCAACAAGAGUAGUUUGGUCAGUGUUUCAAAGCAGCAUUCCAUUCAACCAAUAUCCAUGUCAGCAACUUCUUUUUUGUUGUUUACUUGAAGGUGCUGGCUAGGAAUUAGCUAACUUACACAUGCACUGAAACAAGAAGUUACAGGAGUGAGACCAUCAGGAGCUUCAAACAGACUUUGACCUUUUGUUUGACCUGGGGUUGAACUUCCCUAUUUUCUCAGGUGAGGCUCAAAGUAGAACCAGUAGUAGCCUUUACUAAAACAAGAAUUUCAAGAGGGCGUGUAACUUGUGAACACCAUUUCCAAGAAUACUCUUCUGAGUUAGUAGCAGCAGACUUUUGAUGUGUUUUCCCUCCACAAGGAUGUUGAUGAUACAGUAGGACUUGGAUCUUCAUGGCUUUGGCAUGAGUGCAUUUUAUGGAUCACAACAAGGUAUAAAUACUAAAAGCAAAUACCAUGAGUUUUAACUGUUUAUUGACAUCUCUGUUGUGGGGGCUUAUUGUUCUGGGGUUUUGUGUUUGGGUUUUUUCCUCUCUAUAUCCAGUAUUUGACAUUCUGAUUAGGCAUGGAUAAAAAGCUAUAGUUCAUCCCUUUUGACAAAUGUGCUGUUACCUAAUCUAUACUUUCCACUGAAAUACUGAGUUUGUAUCUUGUUCUAGGCACUGCUAUGCUGGGUUUGGUUUACAGUGGAAAAAGAUCAGUUCUUUUAGUGUUUUGCAGAAGUGGUUAGGGGAAUCUAUGAUAGAAUUUGUGAUGGUCACCAGUGAAAUGAAAAACUUGAUGUUGGUAUUCCCAGAGUUAAGUUCAGUUUGCCAGUGCUGCAUUUUGCAGUGUGUCCUGGAAAGCCAGUGUUCCACUAGCUUGCUAACGAUAACUUCUCAGCUACAAAGACAUGCAUUUUAUAGUUCUCUGAAUCCACAGGGUAACUUCUGGUGCUAUGAUGUCGUUAAAAUCAACUAGUGCUGUUUUAAAGUGAUUCUUGUGGCCAUGUUAUUGUGGAAAAUAGGUUUAAUUUUUUGUAAUAGCUUUUGUUGCUUCUGUACUUCAGGUUCUGUGCUGAAAAUUUACCACUACUCAGGAGUUUGGCAUAAGGCCAGCAUCUGCUUGAGGUACCAAAAUAGCCCUUUUUUAGAACAUAAAUGAUGAAUGGGACUUGCACCAGUCAUCUACCCAGUAGUGAAGUUCACCUUGGAAGAAUAAACCUUGCCUUUUGUAUAGAGUAGCCAUUGCCUUCUGUUUUGUUUUAGUGUUUUUCCCCCACCACCCAAGAAAUUAGUUCUAGGGCACUACUUUCUCAAAAGAGCUCUCAUUACAGUCCAGAUGUGCCUUGAGUACAUGAGAGCAUUUGAAAAACAAGACAACUGAGGUGGUAGAUUGUUAAUGUCUUAUCUUUCAAACUCAGUUUCAGCACAUUUGUAGCCUAACCACUCAUAGCAUGAGUGCACUUGAGUAUUGAAGGUGGUACAGGUGCUUUAAAUAUCACAGCAUCUAAUUGACUGUGCAAUGAAGUGUGCAGUGUACAUGAUGAUAUUAAUCCUAUGGAAAUUCUUAACUUGGACUUUUAUUUGCCAUGCUUGGAGAUCUCUGCAGUUCACAGAAUUUGACUCUGUUUAAAAACAAAAUCCUCAACUAAACCUUUAAAGGUAGUUUCUUUGAAUUUUGUGAGAGCAAUUAUUUCUGUCCAUGAAACAGCUCCUGGACCUUACACUCUGGAGGCAGUGGUUAGGUGUAAUAAAUCAGUAAGUUCUCUGUUGUGACAGAAUGCUGUGUUAGCAUGUGCAAGACCUGGGAGAACCCAGACUACUGUCUGGAUAAAAAUGCUUCAUUUUUCCAUUGAGGGACCAUAUUUAUGUUGCUGUUUUGUAUUACUGUUACUUUUGCUGCAGAAUUAGAGAAACAGCUUGAAUUUUGGAGAUUCCAAAGAGGAAAACUUAGCUUUUCAUGAAAGCCCUAGAUGUUUCUUGACACUUUAUCUGUUGUUAGGGCUUACAAAUGCAAGACAACUUAUUUUAAUGCAUAGGUCACCUUUUUAACUUACAAUAUGUGUAUCCAAAACUGAUUCUAUGAAGGUACAGCAAAGUCUGUACUGACAUAAAAUCAGUUUUAUUUUACUCUUGCAGAGGUUGUAAAAUAGGAAAUAGCUCCCCCUCCUCCCCUAUUCUGAAAAGUAUCUUGCAUGUAGGAAAUGAAUUGCCUAAAUAAUCAGAAAUCACAAAAAGUGGUGACCUUUUUACAGGACUAAAUGUAAUUAGUUUGUAUAUAAACAAUAUUUUCAUGCUGACCAUUAAAAUACAUACAGGGAAAGACAGAGUGGAAAAAUAAGAGAUGAAACUGGAUGUAAACUUAAAAAUGGCUUCUGUCAGUCUAUUUUGAGUUCUCAAUCAUGAUAUGGAAAUAUCAUAAUUUAAUAUAUGGCUUAAUAGUUACUUUCCUUUCUGUAUAAGUGUUUUUGAUCUGUGUGUAGUUUUGUUGGUUUUUUUUACUCAGGAAUGCACAGCUGAUUUUGGAGGCUAUAGAAAUUUCAUCAAGGGAUCAGAAGACCCAAUAGAUGAAAACCCAUGUGUGAAAUUUUCCUCCAGUAAUCAGUAUCUUUCAUGAGUUUUCUUUUUGCAUGACCUUUCAUAUUCAACAGAUGAAUGUACUCUAUAGAAGAAAAGCUUGUCUGUUUUACUUUGUCCUGGGAUGAUCCUCCAGUGUUCAUGGAAGAGACGUAUGAUAGUUAUGAGUCAAGUGAUGCCAGCUCUGCCAGGAGCACAGUUUAAUUUGCUUCAGGCAAAAAAACAAUAGCUAAAUAUAUCUCAGACUAAUUAAACUGUGCAACACAGGUAGUUUUGCCCCAAAUGAGGUGAUAGGCAUAUGCAAACCUUUUCCAGCUAGUCUGACAGAGAUUACUCAUCUUGCUUGCUUUGCUGGAGGAAGGUGGAAAUGCCUUUGUGUGUCAUCUUAGGUUUAGUCUGUGAUACUAACACCAGCACUUUAAUGAAUGCUAUUUCAGAUUUCUCCCUCAUUACUUUUAGAGUUAACACAUUUCAGUCAUUCAUGUAAUGGAGGAUGUUUUGGUGUUUUUUUUUCCUGCUGUUUGCAAUAAUUGAUAGACACUCUUCUGCUGGUCUUUCAAAAGGUAGAAUAUCAUUAAAAUAGGCCUGUUCACAUCUUAUUUUUCAAAGCUUUUUAUAGGGAAUUGGAUUGUAUUGUUUUCUCUCAAGUUGUUUCUCAAAACAAAAACAUAGGGCAAUGCCUCUAAUUGCAGUAAGUAAAUUUCUCUUUCUGCUUUACACUGUGAACUGAGCUUUAUUGUCACAACCCUAGUUUUAGUACCUAAAAUGUCAUUUAAAUGAACAAAAGAGUUAGCUGCUGAAAUGAAACAGCCCAACUGUCAUGUUGGCCUGUUUCAUGGUGACUGUUACUGCAUUGAUGCUAUUUUGUAGACAGUCUGUGUGACAAGGCUAGAAUUUUUAACAGGUCUAACUCUGCUUCCAUUAAAAGAAGCAGGGUCAUACUUAAGGUUAAAUCCUUGUGAACUGGCUGUCUAAAUUGAGAUUUGAUGAUAUUUACAUCUUCAGAAGUGUUGCUAUCACAAAGCAGGAAGGUAAGAAGUCUAGAAAUUUUAUUCUGUUACUAUUAAAAUGCUAACUUCUCUCAACAAAUAUUUGAGAAAGUCCUUGUUAAACUAGACUGGUAGAAGCCUAAGUCUUUAGAGUUAAAUUCCUUAAACAUCCAUAGAUUCUACUCUUUGCAUGCAGCAAUUUAAAUAAUGCACUUAGUAGCCUGUAUAUAGAUGUAAAAAUGUUGGUUUGGGAUUUUUUGUUCUGUUUUCUGAAUGUUUCUAUGUUGUUGAGCUUAGAAUUUGUUCCUGUUUUUCUCUGCAUUUGAAUGUAUUGUCUGAACUACUCCAGUCUUAAUUUUUACUUGUGGCAGGCUGUUUGAUGAAGGAAAAAUGGAAGGUAAAUUCCUUUUGAGUCUACUUGGGUACUUUUUACUGGGUUUGUAGUUAGGGUGUGUCUCACAGAGACACUUUUUUGUGAGAGGAUAGAUUGUAGCAUUUGGUGGAGACUGAAUGCCAAUAAAUUGUAAAUACAAGUCAAUUCCCUGCUUUUAGCUAGUGGCAAAGACAUUUGUUUUCCGGUUGUAUUUAGCUUUUUUGUUUCCUUGCAGACUGUGCCACCCAAAUGAGUAAGUAUCCAGUAUUCACAGUCUUUUCAAAGGUCUCUUUUUUUCAUUAUCUACAAGUUUGCAUUCCCAGUUAGGCUUUCUAAGAGAAAUUACUGAGAAAUGUGUUCUACAUGUUUGCCAAAAAGUUGGAACUUUCUGUCUAUUCUUAAAUGCUUUAUGUCAGUAAUGGAAAAAAGCACAGGAAUCUUAACUUGCAAAAACAUAAGAGCAUUAACCAGGAAAGGUGCUUUAUCUCUUAAGAAGUGCCAUACCAAAAUUUAUUGUGUCAAAUCUCUCAAUGAGAAACUUUUUUUCUGCCUUUGUUACAUUUGUAAGUGUAUGGGCCAAAUUCUCUUGUAGCCUGAUUCUACUGAAUUAAAUUUUCUUGAGUCUCUCACAGUAGUACUCUACCUCUAAAAUCUGGGGGGGAAACCCCAAGAACCAAUUAGGCAUUGAUCUGUCUUUCUACUUAUUGAACUUUUCUGUGAAGAAUGGUGGGUGGCUAAAUUGGUACAGUUGAGAUAUUUUCUAUAAAUGUUUACAUUUCUGGGUUUGUUUCUGAAAUAUUUUGGUUGUACUUCUGUGUUUUUGACUUGGAAAUAAAUUAUUUGUAUGUUUAUUGAAA